This is a messenger RNA of Physella acuta, 2870 nucleotides long. RefSeq lists its product as uncharacterized. NCBI's taxonomy places the organism in Eukaryota, Metazoa, Mollusca, Gastropoda, Physidae. The record is from RefSeq and is a predicted model, not a curated record.
AUCAACCUCUUCUUAACACAUUUCCCCUAUUGAAUAAGCAAAAAUAUGAUGCAAUUAUUACUAAAAUUGAGUUAGAAUAACAUGUGUCUAGGAUAAAAUUUCAACGAACUGCGAAAGUUGCAAAAUCGGCCAUAGUUACGACCAUGCAACAUUAUUCCUAUAAUUGCUAAUAAGCCGUGUAAGGUAUCGUUUUGAAGCAAAUCCAAGCGACCAUCUUGCUGACCUAUUUUUCUAAAAAUAGAUGUGCCUAAGAAAGAGCACAAAUAAUUUGAAAUACGUCACUAGCCCCCUAGUUUGUCUAACUUUAUAAAAUCUGUACUAUCAUUGGUCAGUUAUAAAUAAAUACACUAUUUUUAGAAAAUGAGGCCAUCGGUUGGUUAACCACGGACCGUGAUGCAUCGCGUUGGUUUACUUACGCCGCCAUCUUAUCUUAUCGAUUGAUAUCUGCGCACGCUGUUCAAACUACUCAUUUUUCAAGCUUUGCUCAAUUUUUUGUUUGUUUCAAACAAUUGCAAGUAAAAUGGCACCCAGCAAACAAGUUGCUACUCAAAGAGCCAAACACACCACCCGUUCUAAGAAAACUGGCUUAGCCAAAGCAAGGGCUGCCAAGCUUGCAAAGAAAGUACAGAUGCAGCAUGAUGCACUUGCAGUUCCAGUUGAAUCUCCAGGAACGAGCAGCCAAGACACUGUUAUUCCUGUAAAAGAAUCUGCAUCAAAGCGUAAGCUUAACUUUGCUGCUUCUUCAUCACAAGAGAAACCUGACGUUGAAGUGCCUACAAACGACACACUGUCAACUUAUGCCUUGGUUGACCUUAGCAAUCUGGGUAACCUAUUUAGUGAGCUAAGCUGCAAUGUCUGCUUUGAAAAGCUUGUACUGUCAUGUGAGAAGAGAGCUGGCUCUGUGUUGAUGCUACGGGUUGCAUGCUCUAAAUGUAAAAUGCUUCAUGCCAGCACUGCAACAUCCAAGACACUAUCAGAGAGCAAGCAUUAUGAGAUCAACAGGCGGCUGGUAGCUUCAUUUUUGAAUGUAGGAGUUGGAUAUGCUGGAAUGAAUGCUUUCUGCGAGGCCAUGGGAAUGGACUCCAUGGAAUGUAAGACCUACACUGCCCAUCUAAACGACAUUCAUGCUAAAAACCUAGUGUUUGCAGAGAAGGUCAAGGCAGAUGCCAUUCACACUGUGAAAAAGAAGUAUGGCUCAGGGGGUGCAGACACACUCGACCUGACUGUAAGCUUUGACGGUACAUGGCAUAAGAGAGGCCAUACAUCCAAGCAUGGACUAGGAGUUGUAAUAGAAACCACUACUGGAUUAGCAGUUGAUUUUCAUGUGAUGUCCACACACUGCCCGCUGUGUUCUACAACAGGCCGCACUAAGAAGAGUGAAAGCCUUGCUGCCUACCAAGAGUGGUAUGAAGAUCAUAAGGCAGACUGCAACAUCAACCACACAGGAUCCUCUGGUCUGAUGGAAGCUGAAGCGGCCAAGACUAUGUGGAAACGCUCCCAGGACAAUGGCCUACGGUACACUAAAUUUGUAAGUGACGGAGACUGCAAGACGUACAACGAGCUUCUGUCUCUGUCACCCUAUGAUGUGCCUAUAACAAAAGAGGAGUGCACCAAUCACGUGUCCAAGAGGUUAGGAACGGCACUAAGAAACCUAGUGGCUGCAGAAGCAAAGAAUGGCAGGACGAUAGGUGGACGGAAAGCUGGAAGCCUAACACAAGCAAAGAUGAACCUUCUCCAGAGGUAUUACAAGAAGGCAGUAGCGAGUAAAUGUUCAAAUGUAGAAGAACUGAGGAAAAAAAUCUUCAUGAGCUUCUACCAUGCAGCUUCCUCUGACGAAGUGCCCAACCAUCAUGACUGUCCCACAGGAGUUCAGUCUUGGUGCUUUUGGCAGAGAGCCAUGGCUCUAGGGCAAACACCCCCUUCACACGCAGGUAAAAGCAGCUGCUUUCUGUCAGAGGUUGUGGCUGAGAAGGUAAAGCCCAUAUAUGAGAGGCUCACCUCUGACAGUUUGCUUGAACGCUGCUUAUCUGGCAUGACGCAGAAUGCUAAUGAAAGCAUCCACGCAAAGAUUUGGGCGAGGAUACCAAAACACAUCUUUGUGUCGAAAAAAAGAGUGGAAGUGGGCACAGCAUUGUCAAUUGCUGAAUUUAAUUCAGGGAGUGUCGGUCUCCACCAAUUCCUUGAGAACAUUGGCUGCAAAGUUGGAGGUGUAACUUUGAAGAAAGGAAAAAAACGAGACAUUCUUCGGGUUAGCAAAGCUGAAAAGAAGGAGGGAAUAGAGGCAAAGAGAAGAAGAAAGCAGAUAGUAAAUGCAAGGCUGAUUGUAGAGCAGCAGUUUUUUAAUUCUGAGGGGGGUAAAAGCUAUAGUGCAGGAAAUUUUUAGAUUUUUUUUUUUUUUUUUUUUUUUUUUUUUUUUUUUUUUUUUUUUUUUUUUUUGGGGUGUGUGGAGUGUCAUUGCUGUAUUAUUUUUUUUUAAACAUUUAUUUUCUAGGCUGCUUUGUUUUUUAAUUAUAUUUUUUUAAAAUUGGAUUUUUUAUCAAUUUCUUGCAUUGAUUUGGCUAUAGACAUAUGUAUAUAAUAAAAUAUUUUGUCAUUAAACUUUAAUUUUGCCGUUUCUCCAUUUUGUCAAUUUUAACGCAGUAGUGUCUUAGGAAUGGAUAUAACUUAAGAUGUGUCUGUCAGAAUCACUUCAAAUUUCCACAGUGUAUUUCUAUUAUGUUUUUCUAUUAUGUCUUAGAACAAUUUUGCUGAUUUUAAUAUAACAAAAAAGUUAUAAUUUUUUAAAAGAAUAUUUCAUCACGAAAAGCGUGAAUAAAUAAUACAUGAAUUUUAAAAAAUUCAAUAAAAAUUUAUUUUUAAAGAUAUCACAA